AUGUGUAUCUUUGAAAAUCAUGAGUAUGAUCUGACUAUUGAAGCAAGUGUCUAUGAGGAAGAGAUGGAAGAAAAUUCCAAGGAUAAUGAGAUAGAAGAUGAAGAUACGCAACCUUUGACUAUUUGGAAAGGUGAAAGCAAAGAAAUAGACAAGCAAGUUGACUACGGUCAAUUUUCUUGUACUCCAAAUAACAUGCCGGGAGACACAAAUGGAGAUGAGAUGUCUAACAUUGACGGUGAGUACAUGCCCGGAGACUCAUGUAGUUACGGUGAUGAUGAAGAAGCAACCCAAAUUCAUAAGAAAUUUAAGGAUUUCAAGAAGAAGAUAAAGAAGGGUGAGGCAGCAAGCUUAGAUGAUGUGAUAUAUGAAGGUGUUGAUUCUAGGCCUCAAAAUGAACAAGAGGAUGAGGAUGAUGGCAACAACACUCCAUAUUUAGAUAGUAGUGAUGAGAAUCUAUUGAUGAGUUAG
Messenger RNA from Miscanthus lutarioriparius, 468 nucleotides. The record is from the annotation of a GenBank genome assembly. NCBI's taxonomy places the organism in Eukaryota, Viridiplantae, Streptophyta, Magnoliopsida, Poales, Poaceae.